AUGCUCCGCCCUCUCGGGCGACGGUCGUGGACGUGCCGCAAAUGUCUUUCUCAACGACAAUCACGAGCCUUCGAAACCGCCGCGUCGCAAGCCCCCAAAUUCCACGCCGAUUACGUUCCAGCAGACAAUACCGCACCGAGAAAGACUAUUGAUGAUGAAACUCUACGCCGUGUGUUCGACUCGCAGCAGUUCUGGAAAGAGUUCUCGUACAAACGCGGCGCAGCCUCCAAGCGGGCAGGGUUGGUUCAGAACCAAUACUUGACAAGCCCAGAUGGCUUCCGAACUUUUGCCAACGUGUCGUUGCAGAAAUGCCAGGCGAUCGUGACAAAGGUAUUACAAGCGUCUACAUUGGAUGAAUAUCGGGCGCUGGCACGGAAUCUCGAUCGGCUCAGUGAUCUUCUAUGUCGCGUGAUCGAUCUUUCCGAUUUCAUUCGAACGAUUCAUUCCGAUCCCCGCAUUCAAGAAGCAGCGACGCAGGCGUACGCGCUCAUGUUCGAAUACAUGAAUGUCUUGAACACCACUACGGGCCUUCACGACCAGUUGAGCAAGGCUAUUGCGAAUCCUGAGGUGACCUCGCACUGGACCGAGGCGGAGACAAUCGUGGCACAGAUUCUCAUGAAGGACUUUACAAACUCGGCCAUUCAUAUGCCGCCAAGUGAGAGGCAGAGAUUCGUGAAUCUGUCCAACGAUAUUAGCCAGGUCGGCUCCGACUUCUUUGGUGGCGCAGAGCCAGCCAAGUCUCAGGUGGUCUUCAAUGCGAAUAGCCUCCAAGGCCUGGAUCCGUUGAUGGUACAGCGAAUUAAGAAGUGGAAUAACAAAGCUCCGGUGCCAACGGCCGGUAUAGUCCCCCGACUUGUGCUACGAUCUGUACGAGACGAGUCCGUUCGAAAGGAUGUAUACCUUGCGACUCGAACGUCUAGCUCUCGCCAAAUUCACCGAUUGGAGAAACUUUUGAUGAAGCGAUCGGAGCUGGCACAACUCUCCGGCUACAAUAGUUUCGCUAAUAUGACACUGAGCGAUAAGAUGGCCAAGACACCCGAGGCAGUGUCUAACUUCCUCACGUCGCUGAUCUCGAGCAACCGAGGACUUGUCAGUGAAGAGCUGUCCCAGCUGCAGCAAAUGAAGGGUAGCUCGCUGCAGCCAUGGGAUCAUGCUUAUUAUGUACACAAGCGAGUGAUGGAGUAUUCUCAGGCUCGCCGCUCACGUGAGUUAAGCUCCGUUCCCGAGUUCUUCUCUCUGGGUACCGUCAUGCAAGGCCUUUCUCGACUGUUUGAUCGUCUCUACGGUGUCCGGUUGGUACCUCAGGAGGCUGCUCCUGGUGAGACCUGGCACCCAGAUGUCCGUCGAUUGGACGUGGUCAACGAGGCCGAGCAGCAUAUUGCAGUCGUCUACUGUGAUCUGUUCUCGCGACCUGGCAAACAUCCUAACCCUGCCCAUUUUACCCUCCGUUGUUCGCGUGAGAUUUUAGCUGAUGAGGUAGCGGAAUGUGCCUCUAUGGAUCAGUCCGUUCACCCGAACGAUGGCAUGGCGACCGCGGUUGACCGGCAGACGAACACUUUGCGCCAGCUGCCCACCAUUGCUCUCGUGUGCGAUUUCCAGGAACCUGUCACAAAUGGCUCUGGUCGACCGACACUCUUGAGCGAGCAAAGCGUGCGCACUCUAUUCCACGAGAUGGGCCAUGCUGUUCACUCGAUCUUGGGCCAGACCCCCCUCCAGUCGAUUUCCGGCACUCGAUGCUCGACCGACUUUGCCGAGCUUCCUUCCGUGCUUAUGGAGAGCUUUGCUACCGCACCGGAAGUGCUUUCGCUCUACGCACGACACUGGAAGACGAACGAGCCUCUGUCGGAGAGCAUGAUGCGUAGCAUGGAGCAGGACCGUAAUGCCCACGGAUCGAUCUAUGGAGCCGUUGAAAAUGAGGCGCAGAUCCUCAUGGCUCUAGUUGACCAGGCCUACCACUCGAUCCCCUGCGACCAAGCAGCCAAUGGCAUCGACACCACCGAUAUCUACCACAAGGUGUUCAAUCAGUAUUCGAGCCUCCCAGACCCCGAUGAUAUUCGGCCCCGGACCUCCUGGCAAGGCUUCUUCGGCCACCUGUACGGCUACGGCGCUACCUACUACAGCUACAUUUUCGAUCGGGCAAUUGCCAACAAGAUCUGGCAGGAUGUCUUCCUUUCUGGAAAGGCUGCGGUGGAUCGCGCCGCAGGUGAACGAUACAAAAACGAAGUUCUUCGCUGGGGAGGUGGCCGCACAGGCUGGCAGUGCGUCGCAGGCGUGUUGGGCGAAGAUAACCCCUCCAAUACCGACGGCCGAUUGGUCGAAGGUCGUGACGAAGCCAUGCGUGAGGUUGGCCGCUGGGGCCUCGGGAGAGACGGGGUGUCUGGCUGA
This is a messenger RNA of Penicillium cataractarum, 2385 nucleotides long. Its product is annotated as mitochondrial intermediate peptidase. The transcript has a single exon. Gene Ontology annotation, molecular function: metalloendopeptidase activity. The record is from RefSeq and is a predicted model, not a curated record. Gene Ontology annotation, biological process: peptide metabolic process. The coding region runs from base 1 to 2385 and encodes 794 amino acids. Gene Ontology annotation, cellular component: mitochondrion. NCBI's taxonomy places the organism in Eukaryota, Fungi, Ascomycota, Eurotiomycetes, Eurotiales, Aspergillaceae.